Solanum dulcamara is the source of this 759-nucleotide messenger RNA. Its product is annotated as ethylene-response factor C3-like. The record is from RefSeq and is a predicted model, not a curated record. Lineage: Eukaryota; Viridiplantae; Streptophyta; Magnoliopsida; Solanales; Solanaceae. Gene Ontology annotation, biological process: ethylene-activated signaling pathway; regulation of DNA-templated transcription. The coding region runs from base 43 to 576 and encodes 177 amino acids. The transcript has a single exon. Gene Ontology annotation, molecular function: DNA-binding transcription factor activity; DNA binding.
CUUGUCAUUUCAACAUAUUUUUUUUCUUCAUCCAAAUUAAAGAUGGAUUCUUUUUCAAUAGAAACAAGUUCUUAUGAGGGAAUCAAAAUCAAAGAUGAAGAAGAGAUUACUACCUUCAAGAUUAGUAAUAAUAAUAAUAUUCUAGAUCAAGAAAAUACACAAAAGGGAAAACAAUACAUUGGAGUUAGAAAACGUCCAUGGGGAAAAUAUGCAGCUGAAAUUAGGGAUUCGACGAGAAAUGGAAUUAGGGUUUGGCUUGGAACAUUCGAUACUGCUGAAGAAGCUGCUUUAGCUUAUGAUCAAGCUGCAUUUUCAAUGCGCGGUCCUUCAACAUGCCUUAAUUUUCAAGUUGAAAGAGUACAAGAAUCGUUACGAGGAUUCAAGUAUAAUGAUAAAGAGGGUUCAACAUCGUCUAUAACUGAAGUUAUAAAGGAGAAACACAAGAAGAGAAACAGCAAAGGUAAAAAGAUAAUUAAAUCUAAUAAGGAAGAAAAUAAUAAUAAUGUGUUGGUUCUUCAAGAUUUAGGUCCUGAUUUAUUAGAUGAACUCUUAUCUAAGUGUUCAACUUCUGAAUAAAUUUCACCUUCUUUUUUUUUUCUCUAAUUUAUCAUAUAAUUAAAAGUUUUAUUGUUUCCUUUUUUUAUUUUUCCCCAAUAUCUUUUGUAUGAAACCCUAAUGUCAGCGAAUCAAAACUAUCAGAUUGACUUACAGUUUAGUAAUAUCGAUGAGAGUUUUUUUAAUAUAAUAGAAAAAAAAAUA